AAAAACAAACAAAUAAUGAUAUAAAUAAUAUGAAUUAUUUGACAUGUGGAAUAGAUGAAUCGCAUUCAAAUUUCACUCAUCUUGAUGAAACUGAUUGGAAUGAUGAUUCAGAGGAAUCAAUUUUAAAUUCCACUCAACUUAUCGGUACUGAACGGAAUAAUAAGUCAGACACAACAACCAUACGUUCGACUCAACUUUUCGAUAAUAAAUGGGAAAACAGUUCAGUGAUACCAACUCUGAGCUCCACUCAAUUCGUGGACAGUGAUUGGAAUAAUAAUAAGUCAGGCACAACUUUGAGUUACACUCAACUUUUUGUUUCGGAAUUCAAUAAUACGGAAACAUCAACUUUGAGAUCUACGAAACUUUUUGAUGCUGAAUGGAAUAAUAAUUCAGACACAUCAACUUUGAAGUCCACGGGAAUUUUCGAUGCCGAAUGGUUUAACAAUUCAGAUCCAACAACCUUGAGUUCCACUCAACUUUUUGAUGCUGAAUGGAACAAUAAUUCAGAUACAACAACUUUGAGAUCUACUCGACUUUUUGAUACUGAAUGGUAUAAUAAUUCAGCCACAUCAACCUCGAGAUCUACACAAAUUGUUGAUAUUCAAUGGAAUAAUAAUUCAGACUCAACAACUUUGAGUUCCACUCCAUUUUUUGAUGUUGAAUCGGAAAAUAAUUCAGACACAAUAACUUUGAGUUCCACUCAUUUUGUUGGUAUUAAUUGGAAUAAUAAUUCAGACACAUCGACUUUGAGUUCUACGCAACUUUUCGAUAAUGAAUGGAACAACGAUUCACGCACAUCAACUUUGAGUUCGACGCAACUUUUUAAUGCUGAGCGAGAUAAUAAUUCAGUCAUAUCAACGUUGAUGUCUACCAAGCUUGCAGAUAUUGAUUGGAAUAACAAUUCAGACACAUCAACUUUGAGUUCCACGCAACUUUUUAAUGCAAAGCAGAAUAAUAAUUCAGACACAACUUUGAGUUCUACUGAACUUUCUUAUGCCGCGUGGAGUCAUAGCUUAGUCACAUCCACCUCAAGGACUACUCAAUUUGAUAAUAUUGGUUGGAAUAAUAAUUCAGAUUCAACCACUUUGAGUUCCACACAACUUCUUGGUGCUGAAUGGAACAAUAAUUCAGAUACAUCAACUUUGAGUUCGAUGCAACUUUUUAAUACAAAGCGGGUCAACAAUUCAGUCACAUCAACCUUGAUGUUUCCCAAGCUUGUUGAUGUUAAUUGGAAUAACAAUUCCGACACAUCAACUUUGAGUUCGACGCAACUUUUUAAUAGCAAGCAGGACAAUAAUUCAGAGGCAACAAUUCUGAGUUCCACUCAACUUUUUGACUCGAAAUGGAAUAAUAAUUCACACACAACUUCAAGUUCUACUCAACUUUUUGCUUCUGAAUUCAAUCAAAAUUCAGGCGCAACAACUUUGAGGUCUACUCAACUUUUUGAUGCCGAAUGGAAUAUUAGUUCAGUUACAUCAAGCUCGAAGUAUACGCAAGUUUUUCAUAAUGAAUGGAGUAAUAAUUUAGACACAUCGACUUUGAGCUCCACACAACUUUUUGAGGGUGAAUGGAAUAAUAAUAAUUCAGGGACAACAGUUUCAAAAUCUACUCAACUUUUUGAUGCAAAGUGUAAAAAUAAUUUAGUCACAUCAACUCCGAGCACCACUCAUCAUGUAAAAAAUGAUUGUAAUAGUAAGUCAGACACUACAAUUUCGAGUUCCACUCAACUUCCCGACGAUGAGUGGUACAAUAAUAUAGACACAACAACUUUGAGUUCGACUAAAUUUUUCAAUGCUAAGUGGAAUAAUAUUUCAGUCACACCAACUCCAAACUCUACUCAACUCGUUAAUGUUGAUUGGAAUAAUAACUCAGACACAACAACUUCGAGUUCCACUCAACUUUCCAACAAUGAGUGGUAUAAUAAUUUAGACACAACAACUUUGAGUUCAACUCAACUUUUUCAUGCUAAGUGGCAUAAUAUUUCAGUCACACCAACUCCGAAAUCCACUCAACUCGUUGAUGUUGAUUGGAAUAAUAACUCAGAUACAACAGCUUCGAGUUCCACUCAAAUGUUUCAUGCUAAGUGGAACCAUAAUAAAGUCACAACGACUUCGAGUUCCUUACAGCUUUGUGAUUCUGAGUGGAAUAAUUCAGCCACAACAACUGUAAGACCCACACAACUCGUUGAUGCUACAUGUAAUAAUAAUGCAGUAACAUCAACUUCAAGUUCUACUCAACCUUUCGAUGGUGAAGGAAAUAAUUUCAAUACAACAACUUCUAAUUCCACUCAACUUUUUACUACUGAAUGGAACAAUAAUUCAUACACAACUUCAAGUUCUACUCAACUUUUUGUUUCUGAAUUCAAUAAUAAUUCAGAUUCAACAACUUUGAAUUCCACUCAACUUUUUGACACUGAAUGCAAUAAUAAUUCAGAUACAACAACUUUGAAUUCUACUCAACUUUUUGACACCGAAUGGAAUAAUAAUUCACACACAACUUUGAGUUCUACUCAGCUUUUUGAUGCCGAGUUAAAUAUUAGCUCAGACACAACCUCCAGUUCUACUCAACUUUUUAAUUGUCAAUUCCAUAAUAAUUCAGACACCACAACUUCGAGUUCUACUGAACUUUCUGAUGCUGAGUGUAAUAAUAGUUUAGUCACAUCAACCCCGAAAUCAACUCAACUUGUUGAUAUUGAAUGGAGUAAUAGUUCAGUCACCUCAACUGAAGCAAACUAUUUCAAAGAAAUAACGGAUUUUUCAUUUACUACCCCAAAAACAUAUGAAAGUACUUAUAGUAUGGAUAAAAUAACCAACUCCACUUCAAAAUAUCCUUUGAGACAAAAAUUAAAACCCAAAAUGUCUGGUCAGCUAUCAGAGGAAGAUUUAUGUGCCCUUAAAAUUAAUAUUACUGUACCACAUAGAUGUAUUUUCACCAACCAGUUAAAAAAAAUUUACCAAUUAUUGAAUGAUCGCCAUAAUUUACUUCUUCAAGUAGGUUCACAAGGAUAUGAUACGACAUCAAUAGAAAGUUUAAUGGAUUACAUUAUUAAUACACUUAAUACUAGUAUUUCACAUCUAACAAAUGCUUUAGAAACAGGUACUUCACCCAAUACAACUAUUUUAAACGAAUUGUUUCAAUGGCUUCCUGAUGGAUUAGAACCAUACCCAUGUGACUUAUCUCAACUUACCACAAAACCUAUACCUACAACAACCACAACAACAACAACAACAACAACAACAACAACAACAACUACAACCACCACAACAACACCGAAACCGACAACAACGACAACCACUACAACAACACCUAAACCAACGAUAACAACUACGACCACUACAACAACACCUGAACCGACAACAACAACUACAACCACUACGACAACUACAACACCUAAACCUACGACAACCACGACUACUACUACAACAACAACACCUAAACCUACGACGACGACAACGACUACUACAACAACAACACCUAAACCUACGACAACAACGACUACUACAACAACAGUUAAAACGACAAAGUCUUGGCUAGAUGACGAUUUCUUCUUCCCUGACUUUAGUACUACUACAACACUAUCACCUCCGACUCCAUCAGAUUUAAUACCAACUCCUCCGCAAACAUAUCCUCCUUUGACACAACCACCACCACCAGAAGAUCCUUUUCCACCACCAGUUAUAGGUCGUUUAAAAAUUAAUUCAAAAUGAACAAAAUAAGUAAAUAGUUUAAUCCACGUUAUUCGAUAAAAUAUAUUUAUUUUGAUAAAAGCACCAAAUUCACUGGUAUAAUGUUUUAUACGAUCAAUAAUUUCGUUCUCACUUUAAAGUAUUAUCAUAGUAUCCCGUAAAAAAAAAAAUUCCGAAAGUGUUCCGCACGUAGAACUUCUAAAUUUGAGAAUUGAACUUACUUAGGAUCUUUUGAUAAUUCAAAACUGAUUGAUUUAGCACUCUUUACUAAUUUUUCGUGAACCUUAUCUUAAUUUUUUCUGGAACAUGUUUUCAAAGAGAAUUUUAACAUUUUUUUUUUUUUUUUUGUAAAAAUUAUACAAACGAGCAAAAAUUUCUAGAAUGAAUGUAUUGAAAAAACAAUUGAAAAUUCUUCACUAUUCAAGAAAAAUCUAGAAAUAAUUAAAAGCUUGGCUUCUGAACUUUUAAAAAAUAUAAAUAAAUAAUCUUUAAAUAAACCCUUUGCUAACAAGUCCCAGAAAAGUCGAAAUAAGGUAUAAUAGGUGUUUGUAUAAGAACUAACAUUCACAAAUCAACGUUUUUAGUUUUGUUUUUUUCAAGAUUUGGAAAAAAUCUAAUUCAACCUUCUGAAUUUCCUAGAUUUGAAAAUUUUUUAUGUAGAACGUUUUCGAGACUUUCUUUUUUACGUAGAACGUGCAUCUUCAUUAUCUUUACAAUUUAAAAAAUUAAAUGAUUAUAUAAGAAAUGUGAUUUAAAGUAACGUACAAAUGAAUUUGGUGCAUUUUUUGCAAAAACAAAAAAAUAUUUAUUAAUUAAAUUUUUACAUUUGUAAUGUUGUAAUCUUGAUUGAACUAAUAAA
Microplitis mediator is the source of this 4545-nucleotide messenger RNA. RefSeq lists its product as uncharacterized. NCBI's taxonomy places the organism in Eukaryota, Metazoa, Arthropoda, Insecta, Hymenoptera, Braconidae. The record is from RefSeq and is a predicted model, not a curated record. The transcript is spliced from 49 exons. The coding region runs from base 30 to 3707 and encodes 1225 amino acids.